AUGCCAGACUUGCUACUACAGAUCUGUUUUUUAGCCCUUUCUCUUUCAGAAAAUAUUCCUCCGACGAUAGCCCGGAAUAUUAUCACUUCGACGCAUCUUCCAGACUUUGAGCAAGAUGAUGACUGGCCACAAAAUACGUUAUUAGCUGUCAGUUGUUUUGACAGUCCUGAAUCUCUGCGAAAUGCAGUAGAUUUUGCCGUACCAGAUAGAGUGAUUGCUCCAAUAAAUCAGCAAAAAGUGGUGCAUGAUAAUAUUCGUAUCGCUCAAAGUGCAGGUUUUCGGGCAUCAGAAGGUUUUGAUCCGAACCGUUUUAACCCAGUGCCUACCGUUAGUGAUAAAGAAUUUAUGCUGUGGGAAUCCAUUCUGUUUGAAAUGCAGCGCGGAAGCCAACCAUCGGAGUAUGAGCCGGACGAAACAUAUUCGGAACUGUUUUCAGAAGAAACUGCUGCUGAAUUGGUGCCUGCAAAAUCCGCUGAAUUGUUUAAUGUCCAGGCAGAAAAAAAAUUAACCCCCGAAUACUCCUGUCCUUCAACUUCCAGCAAUGCGCGAAAUAUUUUUUUUCAUGGUUUUAACCCAUCCGAAAUCCAUUCCACAUACCAAAUGUUAGAAGCCGGAAGAAGCAAAAUCGAAUCGGAAUUUAUUAAAAAACGAUAUACCGCUGAACUGCUACAUACGAGCUCAACAAAACCAGCUACUGUUUCGGGGCCGCACACUGAGCCAGCUUCUGGGCCAAGUGUUAGGGCAACUGAGUACAAGGAGACAAAAUCGACGGAACAGUUUGAUUUUGCCAAAUGUCAGCGUGGUUUUACUGGGAAAAUAUUUUGCCAUAAUUCGUUUCUGAAUUUCCGACUUCAUCUUGAAAGUCACAAUCAGAAUAGUGAAAACUGCUGUCGCUGGCAUGAAUGCGGCAAAAAUUUCAGAAAUUACCGGAUGCUUGAUCAGCAUUAUUUCGAGCAUCUGGCAACUAAUUCCGAACUGGUCUUAUUCCGCUGCUGA
This is a messenger RNA of Gongylonema pulchrum, 996 nucleotides long. The record is from the annotation of a GenBank genome assembly. Lineage: Eukaryota; Metazoa; Nematoda; Chromadorea; Rhabditida; Gongylonematidae.